UCUAAUAGCAGAGUGGAGAGAAAGUGAGCGGGUGACAGUCAAAGGAGAGCUAAACAGCCUGAUAGGGAGGAAGCCAGUGAGUUAAAGAAGCAAAGGAUGGGGUUAAAGUAGGAAACAGGAGAGAAAGAGGAAGAAGAGUUCAUCCUGGCAUGACUGUGAACUAGAAUAUCACAGCUGACUGGGGAGGAGAGCAAGCAAGAAACGUUCCCAAUGAUGGCGAGCCUUCCCAAGGAGCCGCGGGAAGAUCCCAAGAACCAGAGCUUCUGGAUGCCGGGGAAUUAUGUGCGUACAGUGCACCGAACUGAACAGUCCUUCCAGGCAUGCAAUGACAUUGUGGCCUGCUUCAUGGAGAGAGCAAAGGUAGAAAAACAGUACGCCCAGCAGCUCAGCCAGUGGAGCAGCAAGUGGAAGUCCAUAGUGGAUUCACGGCCACUUUAUGGCUCCCUCAUGAGGGCGUGGCAAUGUUUCUUCACCUCCACUGAGCGCUUGUCCGCCCUCCACUCCUCCAUCUCACAGUCACUGGUCGCAGAGGAGGGGGACCGGGUGAAGACGUGGCAGAAGGAGACCUUUCCGAAAAAAAUCUUCUGUGGGUUCAGGGAGAGCUAUGACAACAGCACAAGUUUUUCACGUGCGCAGAAACCCUGGUCCAAAAAGUUGAUAAAGCUGGAGAAGGUCCGAGUAGCAUAUCACAAGUGCUGUCAGAAAGAGCAAACAGCCCUUGAGAAAGAGAAACAAGCAAACGAAAACUCUGAGAUGAGUCCAGAGAAAAAGCAGAAAUUCACAGAUGCCAGAGAGAAGGCCACGGAGGCGAAAGAAAAGAGCAGAGAGCAAUACGAGAAAGUGCUGGAGGAUGUGACGUCCUACACGCCUCGGUACAUGGAGGAGAUGGAAGCCAUUUUUGAACAGUCGCAGGAGGAGGAGAGGAAGAGGGUCAGCUUUCUGAAGCAGGCCUUCCUCUCCAUCCACAGACAUCUUGACAUCACCAACAAUGAGAGUGUGAAGGCAGUGUACAGUGAGCUCCACCACACUCUGAUGUCCAUCAGUGAGCAAGAUGAUGUCAAAUGGUGGAAGAACAACCACGGUCCUGGUAUGCCCACCGACUGGCCAAAGAUUGAGGAGUGGGUCCCACCUGUAAAAAAGCUAAAUAGAAAGAAGAGAGACCAGAAAAGAAAAGAGCGCCGACCUGUGAUGAUUGGGGGUGUGAAGGUGCGAGCUCUGUACGACUACGUGGGAGAGGAGGGUGAUGAGCUGUCCUUUAAAGCAGGUGAAGUGUUCCUGAAGGUGGAGGAGGAGGACGACCAGGGUUGGUGUCGAGGAGUUCUGAGCGGAGGGAAAGAGGGCUUCUACCCAGCAAAUUAUGUUGAAGUUGCCGAGUGACGUCACGCUGUCUAAUAUGCUAUGUCCUAAACUUAUUUCUCACAAAGAGUUAGUUUUCAGAUCUUCUAAGAAUAACAUUUAUUAUUAUUGUAUGUUGUCACAUUGAUUCUUGAGUUAAUAUCAGCCAUUUUUGAAAUGUAAAACUUGUUGAGGCCUUAAUAUUCUAACCUACUUGGUUUGAGUACUUCUGCAAUAUGAAUUAACUUAAGACUAGAAUGUAUUGUAUGUUUUUUCAUGAGCUGUACGUGUGUAUGUGUGUACGUGUGUCUGCAUGCAUGUGUGCACGUUAAGACAAAACAAAGGAGAACAAGAGAGGAUAUUUAUUUUCUGCCAUUAACGUCUGAGUCACUAGGUCACAGUAAUGAAGAUAGCUGAUAAAGAUACAUGAGGUUUACCCAGGCACAGGUUUACAAUGAUGUGUGCACGCAAGGUUAAUGUUUACUUAAUAAGUAUUACAGUAUGUAGAAGUACACAAACAUUACUUUGACUGAGGGAAUGGAUUUCCAAAAUAAAAGUAUAAUUGUUUUGCCUCUGA
This is a messenger RNA of Dicentrarchus labrax (European seabass), 1912 nucleotides long. Its product is annotated as protein kinase C and casein kinase substrate in neurons protein 3. NCBI's taxonomy places the organism in Eukaryota, Metazoa, Chordata, Actinopteri, Moronidae. The record is from RefSeq and is a predicted model, not a curated record. Gene Ontology annotation, cellular component: endosome; cytoplasm; plasma membrane. Gene Ontology annotation, biological process: cytoskeleton organization; plasma membrane tubulation; regulation of endocytosis. The transcript has 10 exons. Gene Ontology annotation, molecular function: protein binding; phospholipid binding. Bases 211 to 1377 code for a protein of 388 amino acids.